AUGGCCCACGCGGCAGCUGCAAUUGGAAUCGAAUCGGGAGGCACUGCAGACGCCAGCGGCACGCGCGAUCACAACCGCCUGCCGUUCACAAAUCGAUCUCGCUUCCCAUCUGCAUAUUGUUCCGACCAAAACCAUCACCGCCAAGUUCCAUGUCACAUUGUCCAACAUCAUAGCACAACACCGCCCGGCCGAUGA
This is a messenger RNA of Colletotrichum truncatum, 195 nucleotides long. RefSeq lists its product as uncharacterized. Lineage: Eukaryota; Fungi; Ascomycota; Sordariomycetes; Glomerellales; Glomerellaceae. The record is from RefSeq and is a predicted model, not a curated record.